Colletotrichum lupini is the source of this 294-nucleotide messenger RNA. RefSeq lists its product as uncharacterized. NCBI's taxonomy places the organism in Eukaryota, Fungi, Ascomycota, Sordariomycetes, Glomerellales, Glomerellaceae. The record is from RefSeq and is a predicted model, not a curated record. The transcript is spliced from 2 exons. Bases 1 to 294 code for a protein of 97 amino acids.
AUGUCCCGGGGUGUUAUCAGGCUGCCUUCUGACGAAUCCUCCUUGUCUGCCUCUUUUGUCCGCCUCACCCUCAUUGACCACCCACACCAACCGGUGACCGGCCUCGCCCUCAGUGGUUGCACCAUUUCCAGAUCACAACCUGCUGACUUGGAUGCCAUAUAUCUGGGCUUCGCCUUGCCUCACCAAUCUUCACAGUUGAGCCAAAGCUUCAGCUUCUGUUGCUGUGCACUUCAAAUUACUCCCCUUUCCUCCAGCUCACUGGCUUCAAUAUCGACCUCACCCCCAUUCCCAUAG